Molecule: messenger RNA, 796 nt
Organism: Macadamia integrifolia
Lineage: Eukaryota; Viridiplantae; Streptophyta; Magnoliopsida; Proteales; Proteaceae
Product: peroxiredoxin-2B
Exons: 3
Coding region: 133-621 (162 amino acids)
Biological process (GO): cell redox homeostasis; cellular response to oxidative stress; hydrogen peroxide catabolic process
Cellular component (GO): cytoplasm
Molecular function (GO): thioredoxin peroxidase activity
Source: RefSeq, a predicted model, not a curated record
AAGAAAUCGUCCUGAGACGCCUAGUGUGUAAAGAUUUGAGCCUUUGAGGUUCCGUUAUUAUUAUUUUAUCGAGAGAGAAAGCUUCUAAGCUCCACUCUCGUCUCUUCUCGUUCUCCGGUCGCCGCUGCAAGAAUGGCACCCAUAGCUGUCGGUGACGUCAUCCCCGAUGGAACCCUGGCCUACUUCGACGAGUCUGAUCAGCUACAGAACGUCUCCAUACACUCCCUCGCCGCUGGUAAGAAAGUCAUCCUCUUCGGAGUCCCCGGCGCCUUCACCCCGACUUGCAGCAUGAAGCAUGUGCCGGGCUUCAUUGAGAAGGCAGAAGAGUUCAAGGCAAAGGGCGUCAGUGAAAUUCUGCUAAUUAGUGUUAACGACCCCUUUGUGAUGAAGGCAUGGGGAAAGACGUACCCAGAGAACAAGCAUGUGAAGUUCCUUGCUGAUGGCUCUGCAACCUACACUAAAGCCAUGGGGCUUGAGCUUGACCUUUCGGAGAAAGGACUUGGGACCCGGUCUCGCAGGUUUGCCCUCUUGGUUGACAACCUCAAGGUGACAGUAGCUAACGUUGAAGCGGGAGGAGAGUUCACAGUCUCCAGUGCAGAAGAAAUUCUCAAGGCUUUGUGACUACAUUCCCGCCCUUCCCUUUAAGUACCCACUACCUUCCUCCCUCGGUCACCAUUUGGACUUUUUCUUCGAAGAAAAUACUUGAACCAUGCUUGUUUUGUCAUUUUCAGUUGAAUGUGAACAGAAUCGUAUUGGCUAGAGCAAUAGUAGUUGGUUAAGCUUAUGUUUGCUUUCA